AUGUCGCCUGCCACCUCUCGUCGCGCCGCCGCCGUCGCGCCAUCCGCGAGACAAAAGACCCUGCUGGCUUCGACGACUGGAUCGGCUGAAGCGGUGUGGGAUACAACGGGUGCAAUUUCACAAUUCUACGCCGCUGGGCCGACAACCCGCUACAACGCGCGCCCGAACGACCUCGCAAUCCGAUUGUCUGGUCUACUUUCAGGCGCAUCCGUGCCCUCAUCAGAACUAUGGAACCCUUCAGCUCGGGCCUAUGGUUCCCCGCCGCCCUCUUACGACGAGUCUAUCGCAGAUGCACCUCCAGACUACACCUCUACCGAUGCGCUCGCGGCUGCGCAAACACCCAAACAUUCUCCGUUUUCCUUCCUCGACGCCUCGCGGCGCGUCACCGCUCCCAAACGCCUGCGCAUAAAUAACAAGGGCUCACCUACUUCUUCCGUCUUCCGAUUGGAUGCGAAAGCGUCAUACGUGGACAUUGACUUUGGCUACUGUGAAUCUGGCAUCAAAUCACACGCAAAGAAGACAAAAAAGACCGCAGCAAAGAAACCGGCAGCUGCUGCAGCUCCGGCAGAUGACGGGAAGAAGGAUGAAGUUACCGGCGGUGGCGACAACGGCGGUGACCCUCCCGCUGACGGUGGGGCUGCCGGUGGAGACGGUGGAGACGGAGACAAGGGCAAGAAGAAGUCGAAAAAGGAGAGAGAGGAAGAGGAGAGGUUGAAGAGAGAAGAGGAAGAGCGCCUCAAGAAAGAAGAAGAGGAGCGCCUGGCAAGGGAGGAAGAGGAGCGUCUGGCAAAGGAGGAAGAAGAGCGCCUUGCCAAGGAGGCCGAAGAAGAGGCCGAGCGCAAGAAGAAGGAAGAGGAAGAAGCUGCCGCUGCUGCAGCAGCAGUGGUUGCCGCCUCAGCAACUACACUUUCGAUAACCAAAGCAACGGCUGAUUUAAGUUGGGCGAAUCCGAGCACAGAUGAAUGGGCCUCGUUCGGCGCGGGCGCUCCCGGCAAGAAGAAGAAGGGCAAAAAGGGGAAGGUUGCCGACGCUGCGCCCCCGCCUCCUCCUGAUCCCCCAGCAGGACCACCAACAACAUUCGACGACAUCAACCUCGACGAAGGAAGCGCACCCAAAAUUGACAUGAAUAACAGUGAUACAAGCGCAACGAAGUCUGGUUUUAAUCUCCCUGGUCUUAGCAGCUGGACCUCUGGCUGGGGCUCAUCAAACAAAUCAAACAGAUCAUCCGGUUGGGGCGGAUUAAUCGACAGUGCAAAGAAUUCUCAUACAGAGGCUGACAGCUCGUGGGACUCCUUGGAUAAGAAAAAAAAGAACGACUCUAACGGAUUCGACUUUGACUUUGACGCUCACAAGGCUCCCGCCGCUGCGGAGGAGAAGCCCGCCGAGGAUGAUGGCUGGGGGAGCUUAGGCGCGACCAAAUCAAAGAAGACCAAGAAGGGAAUCUUGAUAGACGAUAGCGUGCCUGAGGAGCCAGCUCCAGAACCUCCCAAGAAAGAGGAAGACGAUGCCUGGGGGUCUUUUUCCUUUGGUAAUGCCAAAGACAAGAAGAAGAAGAAAAAGGGUGUAGUGGAAGAGGAGCCUCUACCCGAACCUGAACCUGAGCCUGUCGUCGAACCUGAGCCUGAGCCGGUCAAGGAGGAGGACCCAUGGGGCAGCUGGGAUGGAGCUGCCGCUGGCGUUAAGAAGAAGAAGAAAGGUAAGAAAGGAGCAGAGGAACUACCGCCACCUCCUCCUCCUCCUCCUCCUCCUCCCCCAGAACCAGAGCCAGAACCGGAGCCUGCUGAGCCGGAGCCGGAGCCAGAGCCUCCGCAACCAGAGGCACCACCUGUUGAUCCAUUUGCUGGCCUCAGCAAGUCCCAGGCGAAGAAGCUCAAGAUCAAGCUGGAUAAAGAGGCUAAAGAGGCAAAGUUGCGGGAAGAGGAAGAGGCUAAACGGCUAAAGGAAGAGGAAGAGGCGGCCGAGCUCCAGCGUCAGCAGGAAGAGGAAGAGGCAGAGGCAGAACAGAGGCGCAUAGAAGAGGAAGAGGCUGAGGCUCAGAGGAUCGCAGAAGAAGAGGCUGCUGCUGCCGCUGCCGCCGCCGAAGCUGAGAAAAGCAAGAAGAAGGAAGACGACAUCUGGGGCGACUGGGGUGCUGCGGCGCCGACGACCAAGAAGAAGAAGGGCAAGAAAGGUGCAAAGGAAGAGCUUCCGCCUCCACCUCCCCCACCUCCUCCUGAGCCUGAAGUCUUGGAGCCGGAACCUGUCGAGGAGAAGCCCGCUGACCCUUGGGAUGACUGGGGUUCAGCAGCGCCUGUCAAAAAGACAAAGAAAGGCAAAAAGGGUGCUGCUGUCAUUAUUGAAGAGCCACCUCCAGCCGAGCCUGAACCCAUUCCAGAGCCCGAGCCCGAGCCCGAGCCGAUCCAAGAAGAGGCAACCGGUGACUGGGCCCUAAGCUCGAUAUGGGGCGGAUCAAAGAAAAAGAAGAAGAGCAAAGCGGUAGAGCUGCAAUCCUUUUCGCCACCAGAGCCGGAACCAGAGCCAGAGCCAGUUGAAGAAGCGCCGCCCGUUCAGGAGCCCGAAGAUGUCGAGGAGCCCGAAGACAACGCCGACGACUGGGGCGCGCCAUCCUGGAGCAAGAGGAAGAAGAAGGACCCCAGGAAGGAUGUCCCGAUUGAGGUACUGGAGGACACUACAACACCUGUCCAAAAGCCUGAUGAAGAGGAUCCUUGGGGAAGCGCCGCGUUCAACAUUGGCAAAAAGGGCAAGAAAGGCAAGAAGGGUCUUGUGCCGCCAAAUGUACCAACGCCUCCAGGAGAGUUUGAUCUUCCACCGCCCAAAGAGAUUGAAGCACCUCCGCCCGCAGAAGAUGAGGACAUUUGGGGCGCCGGCACUACUUCUUUGAAGAAAAAGAAGAAGAGGAGCGAGGCUGUAGAAAGCGCGCCCGCUGAUGCCUUUGAAGGUCUCAUCUCGCUCGAUGACCCACCACCACCUCCUCCUCCCGAGGAACCCCUGGUAGUGGAAGAGGUGCUCGUCGAAGAGAAGCCUGUGGAAGAGAAGAAGAAGAGCAGCAAGAAGGACAAGGAAAGCAAGUCGGGCAGCAUCUGGGGCUCUCUAAGUAGCUCUAAACCGCCCAAGAAGGAGACUUCGACUGAGAAACGAGCUCGCGAGAAGCGCGAAAAGAAAGAGCGAGAGGAGCAAGAGCGACUAGAGAGGGAGGCCGCUGAGCGAGAAGAGGAAGAGCGACUUGCGCGUGAAGCUGAGGAAGAGGCUGAGGCUGAGAGAGCUCGUAUUGAAGCCGAGGAGGCAGAGGCGGCUCGAAUUGCAGCAGAAGAGGCAGAGGCAGCACGCAUCGCGGCCGAGGAGGAAGAGGAGAGAAGGAUCAAGGAAGAGGAAUCUGCAGCAUCCAAGCUUGCUGGAUGGGGCGCCAGUAUCUGGGGGGGUUCCUCGAAAAAGAAGGAGUCUACGCGAGAGAGAAGGGCCCGGGAAAGGAGAGAGGAAGAAGAGCGUCUGGCAAAAGAGGCUGCUGAGCAAGCGGAAAGGGAACGUCUCGAACGCGAAGAAGAGGAACGCCUAGAGCAGGAACGCCUGGAACGCGAAGAGCAAGAGCGUUUGGAGCAGGAGCGCCGCGAGGCGGAAGAGGCUGCGCGUUUGGCUGCGAUAGAGGAAAUGGAGCGCCUAGAACGCGAAGCUAAUGAGGCUGCCGAUUUCGCCGACAGGGCUCAAGCAGACUUCGAAGAAGCUGCAAACAACGCUGUUCCCGAAGCCGAGCAAUCCUCUGGAUGGGGCUUUUCGGGUUUGCUCAAAAAGAAGGAGACUAUUAAACAGAAGCGCGAGCGCGAGGCUAAGGAGAGAGCAGCAAUUGAAGAGCGGGACAGACUCGAAGUUGUGUCGAGAGAAGCUAUUCAAGCUGCUCGCACAGCCAGGCGACUGGCUGAUGAAGCCAGGGAGCGGUUCGAGGAAUCUGAAGCCACUCGUCUUGCUGCUGAAGCUGCGCGUCUUGCUGCCGAGGGAGAAGCUGUUCCUGAGCCUGAAGCUGAGGCUGAACCUGAACCAGAAGCUGAACCUGAACCAGAAGCUGAACCAGAGCCUGAACCUGAACCUGAGGUUGAACCUGAGCCUGAACCUGAGCCGGAGGUCGAACCUGAACCUGAACCUGAACCUGAACCUGAGCCCGAGCCCGAAGCUGAGCCUGAGCCUGUGCCUGAGCCUGAACCCGAGCCCGAGCCUGUUGUCGUGGUUCGCGAGAAGAAGAAGAAAAAGAAGAGAGGCAUCGUGGUCGAAGAAGCUCCUCCUCCACCGCCUCCGCCGCCUCCUCCACCUCCUGAAGAACCCACAAACGACGAUGAAUUGUUCGAUCUUGUCAGCGAGGAAGAUGCGAACGAGCUUUUGGUUGAGCUUGAGAAACCUACCAGGAAGGAAGAGAAGGCGGCGGCAGCGGCGAUUGCAGGCGGCUGGGGUAGUGCUUGGGGCAUUUCUCUCCGAAAGACCAAGAUCGAUCCUCAGAAGGUGGACAUGCCUGUACCACGUGCUUCAAUCUAUGUACCUGAACCGGAACCUGAGGUUGAGCCUGAACCUGAACCGGAGCCCGGGCCCGAAGCAGAACCUGAACCAGAGCCCGAGCCCGAGCCAGAACCUGAAGUUGAGCCAGAACCUGAACCUGAACCGGAGCCUGUCAUCGAGGAGCCACCUCCAAAGAAGCUGUCAAAAGAAGAGCGAAGGUUGCUCAAAAAGUCCAAAAAGAGUCGACAUGCUGAGCCAGCGCCGGAACCGGUGCCAGAGCCUGAGCCUGUAAAGCCUGAGCCUGAGCCUGAACCGGAACCUGAACCUGAACCUGAACCUGAACCUCCAGUGGUCGAGGUUAUCGAGGUGCCUCCUAAGAAACUAUCCAAAGAGGAGAGAAGGCUUCUUAAGAAAUCUAAAAAGAGUCGACAUGUUGAGCCGGAGCCUGAGCCGAUCCCAGAGCCAGUGCUUGUAGAGCCUGAACCUGAGCUUGAACCCGAGCCUGAACCAGAAGCUGAACCCGAGCCUGAGCCAAGCCCGCCUGCCAUAGGCGCAUUUCCUGAUGACGAUGACUUCAUGGACUUUGUCGAUGCGCCUCCACCGCCUGAGGUAGUUGAACCUGAGCCCGAGCCAGAACCGGAACCGGAACCUGAGCCUGAACCCGCUCCUGCGCCUGUUCCGAGCAUUCUUCAAGAGCUCAAGAAGCUCAAAAAGUCCAAGAAGGGCGGCAAAUCGAGAGGGCUGUCUUUCGUUGACCUUCCUCCACCGCCCCCGCCAGUGCCGGAAGAGCCUGAGCCUGAACCUGAACCUGAGCCUGAACCUGAACCUGAGCCUGAACCUGAACCAGAGGUUGAACCAGAGCCCGAGCCCGAGCCUGAGCCCGAGCCUGAAGUCGAGCCGGAACCAGAGCCGGAACCGGAACCAGAGCCUGAGCCCGAGCCUGAGCCAGAACCUGUCAUAGUGGUUCGUGAGAAAAAGUCCAAAAAGUCCAAGAAGAGCAGCAAGACAAAGGCAGCGCCUCCACCUCCACCUCCAGAGCCUGAGCCUGAGCCUGAGCCUGAGCCCGAACCUGAAGCAGAGCCCGAGCCAGAGUUGAUCAUUGAAGAGCCGCCCGAGGAGGUAGAGGCACUGGAUGAUGAAGACGCCGCUCCACCAGAGGAAGACGAUGCUCCGCCAGAAGAUGAUGAUGUGCCAGCCAAACUUCCCACUCCACCCCCAGAACCUGUGCCAGAGCCCAAGCCAAUUUCUCCAAAGAAGGAGCGCAACAGAGUUCGCAGUGGAACUACGUCUGGAGGAUGGGGUGGCAUGUUCGGUGCCUCCAAGCCCAAAAAGCGCACAACAUCCGGUGGUGAGGAUGGCAUUGUCAAGCCUGAUGCGACACGCACAAAGUCGCAUCGACGAACAUCUGAAGCCAAGGAAGUUGAUAUGAAGUCACGGUCAUCAGGGUCUGACAAGGCGAACGCAGCAAGGCCAACAGUGUCACGUUCCAAGACUGCCCGCGCUUCUACAGGGUUUGGUGGCAUGUUUGGCGUUGCUCCGCCCCCACCAACACGCUCCAAGUCACAUCGCAUUUCAGGAACGAAGGAAUCUUCACGCCGACAUGCUGCGGAUCAAGACGCCGCCAUGAUGUCGCCGCCACAGACUGACACUGAUGCAAAAGUGUCCUCCAAGGCGGCAAGGGUCAUGGGCGAGAAGAUUUCGUCACGCAGGACUAGUACGAGGGACAACAGAGACAAGGGUAGGACUCGAGACCCGUAUCCAAUGGACGAUGACCAUGACCUCGAUGACGAAUCCCCUCCCCCUGCUCCUCGUCCAGAGCAUUCGCGUCGCAAAUCCAAACGAGAUUCCGCACAACCCCUCGAACCAUUGACUGCACCGCCUAGCGCAGACGAUCCUAUUGUUGUGGACGCCAUGGAGGACCUUGCCCCGAUUGAGCCUGAGCGACCCCGCCGUGAGCGCGAGCGGGACCGGGAGCGACCUCGUCGCGCGCGCGGCAACUCUGAUGCCAUAGGCACACUUGCCGGCGUCGCAGGUACUGCUGCUGCUGUAAAGGGCUUCAAAGGUAUGUUUGGGCUUGGUCGCAAGAAGGCAGCCGCACCUGAAGAGCCACCCCGCGAACGCGAACGCCGUCGCACCGCCUACGAGACCGAAGACGAGCGCAAGCGCCGCAAGCGAUCUACCACACGCGGUGGAGUUACCGACGAUGAAGCCAAGCGACUGCGACACGAGCGCCGCAGUUUGCGCACUCCGCGCGGUCAUGAUGAAGAAGUCAUGAUGUCUGGUGCCAACGGCGGGGCCAGUGGUAGCGCCGACUACGAUGCCGAGCGGGAAGCGCGACGUGCCGAGCGUAGGGCGAAACGUGACGCCGAGAAAGAGGCUCGUCGUGCGGAAAUGGAAGAAGCAGAGGCUAAGGCUGAACGGCGCCGGGAGCGCGAGCGUGAGAAUGAGCGCGCGGCUCUGGCUGAGAAGAAGGCUCGCCAAAUGGCCGAGUUGGAACGUCGCAACAAAGAGGCUGAAGAGCAACUGCGUCGCAUGGCAGAAAAGGAAGAACGGCGAAAGGCACGAGGCGAGCGCAAGCCGACCGAUGAGCGGGAUCGCGAGAAGCGUUCAUCGCGUCGCAAAGAAAAGGGCCGCGAAGAAGGUCGCCCCAAGACUGAACGCCGCCGAACAUACAUGGACGAAGACGAAGACCGCCGCCGUCGUCAUGAAGAACGCCGUGCUGCUCGACGCAACUCUGAAUACCCCGUCCAGGCCAGCGGCGAGCCCAUCACCGACUACUUUGACGAGCGCAACGGCAGCGGCCACAGGUCCAAGCGCCGCAGCUCGCGUCAAGCGCGGGAAGAAGAAAACAUGCCGUACCUCAACAACAAGAGCGGCGACAAGACAUCAUCAUGGGUGGAAUCGUUCUCCAACGAGCCGCCCCUGCCUCCCCCGAUUUCCGAGACGGUACUCGACCCGGCGCCCGGCGCCGACGGCCACAUUGACGAAGAAGAAGAAACGC
Molecule: messenger RNA, 7480 nt
Organism: Exserohilum turcica Et28A
Lineage: Eukaryota; Fungi; Ascomycota; Dothideomycetes; Pleosporales; Pleosporaceae
Exons: 4
Source: RefSeq, a predicted model, not a curated record